Corticium candelabrum is the source of this 1144-nucleotide messenger RNA. RefSeq names its product delta-like protein A. Gene Ontology annotation, cellular component: membrane. Lineage: Eukaryota; Metazoa; Porifera; Homoscleromorpha; Homosclerophorida; Plakinidae. The record is from RefSeq and is a predicted model, not a curated record. The transcript is spliced from 5 exons. Gene Ontology annotation, biological process: cell communication. The coding region runs from base 144 to 1133 and encodes 329 amino acids.
CGCUACCCUGUCACCCUAGUGAUCUACAACCGAUGAAAGAAGUGAAAAUCGCAUUUACGCCGUGAUUAGACACGGAAAUCGGUCAGUGUAAAUCAUCACGACUGUGAUUCGAGCCGUCUACCACACAAGCGUCCAUCACUGACAUGAAGACAACAGCUAAAAAAAUUUCUAGGAUACUUCUUCUAUCCAUACUAAUUGUUUCUCAGAUAGACGGUGAUGGUCGGAUUCGAGUGAAAUUCACUCGGCUGGUCAACACCCUCGCUGUGAGACUCUACAACGAUCAAUGCUGCGAAGGAUUGCUGCCGUUUUGUUCUCGCAGCUGUCGCAAUCACUUCGAGUUAUGCAUUAAAGGAGAAGUGAACGGAUCCUGCGUAGAAACGUUUCGCAGCCAAACCUUCGACUACCCGCCAGGCACCAUCGUCUGGGGCACCAUAGAUUUCAAUAAUACAGAAGCUGUUUUUAAUCUAACUGUCAAUGGUUCAGCUCCGAUGAAAGUUUAUGUCACUCUAGAUGUUGUAGACAUCACGGAUGAGCUCAUCGACCGAUUUCUGACGUCACUGAACGUCAGCAAAGCGAGUCAGACGACCACUUUGACGGGAACGCGAACACUACAACAGCCACUCGCUCUGACUCUUCAGUGGCAGUUGCUCUGUGACGACGACUGGUACGAUAGUGACUGUGGGACGUACUGUCUUGCACAGAACACGACGCAUGCUCAUUACACUUGUAACACCACAACAGGCAACAAGAUAUGCAAUGCCGGUUACGAACAUCCAUCUAGAAACUGUUCAGACGAGAUCAAUAUUUGUUCGUCUAAUCCAUGUCUUAAUGGCGGUAUUUGUCAUUACUGUGGCUACUACUACGGCUGCACUUGUCUGAAAGGAUUUGUUGGAGAGUUCUGUAACAGCACGGAAGCAGUUGUGCCGUAUAAAUGUCAAGAAAGUCAGAACAGCUCUACUCCAGUAUUUUCUGCGCAAUUAGCCGAUUCCGCAAAUACAGAGGAGGAAGCAACGAAUGUUUGUGAAGACGCCCACGUGUCCGUUACAACAUUUGCUCUUUCAGUUCCACUAACUGGAGUUGCAUCAGUAAUUCUUAUACUUCUUUUACAAAAACUCUUAUCGCCGGGACGUUGACUCAAGCAUAG